GGUUAUCACACGCACCAGCACACGCACCAGCACCACCACUGUGACAUUUGACGCAUGCUGCUCCUGCUGCUGCAUCAUCAUCAUUAUUUUCAUCAUCAUCAUCUAGUGUUAAUGCGCACCGGGCAAAUCGACACUCCACACAGACCCCACGACGUUGCGCUGCUGCCGUGAUCUGACCAUCGAAGUGUGGGGGUGCUGGUGGUGGUGGUGCAAUCGUCUGUUCGAGGUCAUUCAGCGCGGACCCCCCUCGCUCUGCUUGCGCCCCCACAACGCGGGGAAGAGGCCAGGGGGGGCCGGGGCCGGAGGUGUUGGGGAGCUUUUCACUGGCGAUGUCGACGCCGCGGCUGCCGAUCCUCCUGCUGCUGCUGCUGGGGGUGCAGGCGGCGGGCAGCAGCAGCCCCCCCUCGGCCGGAGCUGCGGGAGGCGCAGUGCGCGGAUGUCCCCGCGCCGCGUGCAUCUACGGCCGCUGCGUGGGCAGCGCGUGCGUGUGCGACCGCGGCUGGGUGGGAGACCAGUGCCAGCACUGCGCAGGGCGCUUCAAACUGACGGAGCCUUCGGGGAUGAUCACAGACGGCCCCAACAAAUACAAGUACAAGACGAAGUGCACUUGGCUCAUCGAGGGCUUCCCGAACGCCGUGCUGCGGCUUCGCUUCAACCACUUUGCAACCGAGUGCAGCUGGGACCACAUGUACGUGUACGACGGCGACUCCAUCUACUCCCCGCUGCUCGCUGCGUUCAGCGGACUGAUUGUACCGGAGGCACGACGCAAUGAAACCGUCCCCGAGGUGGUGGCCACUUCGGGGUUCGUGUUCCUGCACUUCUUCAGUGACGCUGCCUACAACCUCACGGGCUUCAACAUCUCCUACUCGAUGAACAGUUGCCCCAACAAUUGUUCAGGCCAUGGACGGUGCGUGGCAUAUGGGCCCCAGAGACGAGUGACUUGCCAGUGCGAGCGUGGCUGGAAGGGUGAGGCCUGUGACUUCCCCUACUGCAACAAGGACUGCGGAGCCCCGCACCGCGGCCAUUGCGAGCGGCAGCACCAGCGAGGCUGCGUGUGCCAGCCUGGAUGGCAAGGCCCAGACUGCUCCCUGGAAGACCCCUCGGAGGAGGCAUACUGGCUCAUGCCGGACGUGACGCCACCUCGCCCGCUGCCCCGACGUGCCUCGCACAAGGCCGUGGUGCUGGGCGACUACAUGUGGGUUGUGGGCGGUUACACCUUCAACUACACUGCCUUCCACAUGGUGACCAGGUACAAUCUUCGGAAGCACAUGUGGGACCCUCUUCCUGACAGGAAGACAGGCCCUAGCCAACGCUACGGACACUCUCUUGCUUCCCAUCAGAGCGGCAUCUACAUGUACGGGGGAAGAGUGGAAGCUUCGAGCGGGAACGUGAGCAGCGAGCUGUGGUGGCUGGACGUCACCACGCUGGCGUGGACGCGGCUGGUGCCUCAAGUGGCGCCGGGGCCCCGCCGGCAGCAGUUUGCCGUGGUGGGGCAUUCGGCACACAUCGUGCCGCUGAGUGCCGGCACCUCCGUGAUGCUCGUCUUCUUCGGACACUGCCCCACCCACGGCUACGUCAACUUUGUGCAGGAGUACAACUUGAACAGCGGUAGCUGGCGUAUUCUGGAGUCCAGUGGUGCACGGGUGCAGGGCAUGUAUGGGCACAGCAGUGCCUUUGACCCCAGCACGCACGCCAUCUACAUCCACGGGGGCUACAAGGCAUUCAGCCCCAACAAAUACGGCCUGGUCGACGACCUCUACAAGUACAACGUCGACACGCGCACCUGGAUGGUACUCAAGGACAGUGGCUUCUUCCGCUUUCUCCACUCGUCCGUGGUGAUUGGAGGCACCGUGCUGCUGUUCGGAGGCAACGCUCACAACGACACGUCCAUGAGUAACGGCGCGCGCUGCUUCUCCGCCGACUUCCUGGCCUACGACAUUGCUUCUGACGAGUGGACCGUGCUUCCCAAGCCUAACCUGCAUCGCGAUGUCAACCGCUUCGGCCAUUCCGCCGUCGUGAGCAACGGGUCCAUGUACAUCUUUGGGGGAUUCAACAGCCUGAUGCUGGGCGAUGUGCUGGAGUACCGUCCCCCGGGGUGUGGGGCGCAACGCAACCAACACGCGUGCCUGUCCACUCACCCCGGCGUGCGCUGCCUCUGGCUGCAGGAGCGCUGCGUCUCCUGGGAGGAGGGAUAUGCAAGCGCACCACCCGAGCAGCUGUACCGCAUCAACCACACGCGGCCAUCGCUGGACGACGAGCGGUGCGACAAAUACACGGACUGCGCCAGCUGCACCUCCAACACCAACGGCUGCUUGUGGUGCGAUGACCAGUGCAUCUCGGACAGCAGCAACUGCACGGAGGGUGAAGCGGUGAUGAACCUCACAGAGUGCGUGCCCAGCACGGAGGAAGUGUGCAACAAGCUGACGAGCUGCACCACCUGCCUGCUCGAGUCCAACUGCCAGUGGGAUGCCAAGGAACAGGAGUGCACCACUAUUGCAGCGCACCUGUGCGGCGAGCGCUGGAUGCGCGUGGGCGCCCAGUGUCUCCGCGUGCUGCCCGAGGCGGUGAGCAACGACGACGCCAAGCUGCAGUGCUACAACGAGCACGCGGCGCUCGCGUCGCUCACCUCGCAGCGUCACGUCGACUUCCUGCUCGCGUCCCUGCGCCGGGAUCAUCCACAGCUGACUCCCUGGGUGGGGCUGCGGAAGAUUAACGUCUCCUACUGGUCUUGGGACGACAUGUCACCUUUUGCCAACUCCAGUCUGCAGUGGCUCCCGAGGGAACCGAGCGACUCUGGAUUCUGUGCCUAUUUGGACCAAUCGACCAUCGCUGGGCUCCGCGCCCACCCCUGCACUAGCAAGGUGUUUGGCGCUGUGUGCCAGAAGACCCUUGUGCAUCCAACUCCCUCGUCGCUGCGCUGCCGGCCUCCGUGCGCGCUGCGUCGCACCUGCGGGGAGUGCACCAGCAGUGGCUCCGAGUGCAUGUGGUGCAGCAACGCCAAGCGCUGCGUCGAGUCGCACGCCUACGUGCCGUCCUUCCCCUACGGCCAGUGCAUGGAGUGGAACACCGCCAACACGUGCCCACCGGAGAGCUGCGCCGGCCACCGCACGUGCAGCCGCUGCCUCGACGAGCCGGGGUGCGGCUGGUGCAACGACGCGAGCCGCACGGGCCGCGGCCUGUGCCUGGAGGGCUCGUCGCGAGGCCCGCUGCGCUUGGGCAGCGCCCCGGGCGCCGACUCCGCCGUGGACCCGGCGCUGUGCCGCGCCGACCACGGCCACGAGUGGGCCUUCAUACAGUGCCCACCCUGCCAGUGCAAUGGACACAGCAACUGUGUCAACGGCAGCCUGUGUGAGAGCUGCCAGGAGCUGACGACGGGCAAGCACUGCGAGACCUGCAUGUUCGGCUACUACGGAGACGCCACCAACGGAGGGAAAUGUCAGGAGUGUUUUUGCAACGGUCAUGCGACCAACUGCAACCCACUGACGGGGAAGUGCUUCUGUACCACCAAAGGCAUCCGUGGAGACCAGUGUGAAGUGUGUGAGACGGAGAACCGCUACCUGGGCAAUUCCCUGAAGGGAACUUGCUACUACAAUCUAAUGGUCGACUAUCAGUUCACAUUCAGCCUCUCUCUGGAGGAAGACAGCCAUUACACCGCUAUCAACUUCAAGGCAAACCCUGAUGAGAACCGAGACAUGGACAUGUUUAUCAAUGCAUCGAAGAGCUUCAACCUCAACAUCACGUGGUCCUCGCGUUCCUCCGAGAGCGGAGAGGAGGUGGUGGUGGUCUCUCUCUUCAACAUCAAGGAGUACGAGGACAGUUUCUCGGACGAGCAGUACGACUUCGAGGAUAACCCCAACAUCACCUUCUACGUCUACGUCAGCAACUUCACAGCCCCCAUCUCCAUCCAGAUUUCCUUCUCGCAACGGAGUAACUUCAUGGAUCUGGUUCAGUUCUUCGUCACUUUCUUCAGCUGCUUCCUUUCCCUGCUGCUGCUGGCAGCCGUUGUGUGGAAGAUCAAGCACAGCUGCUGGGCAUCGCACAGGAGAGAGAUGCUGGUGCGUGAAAAGCAGCAGAUGGGAAGCCGCCCUGUUGCCUCUGUCAGCCUGGUGCUGCCCCUGCGGGAAGAGCCAUUCCUCACCUUCACGGAGCCAUUCCCGAUGCUGCCAAAGCCCAUCGCCCUGCAGCCUUGUACCGACAACCGCGCCACCAUCGUCUCCAUCGCUAUAAUGCUGCCACACGGACUCAACAAUGCACCGCCCCCUGGACAGUCGGGGUUGGCGGUGGGCAGUGCCUUGAUUGAUCUGUUGCAUCAACGCGCAGCUGAAGGCAGGGAAAAGGCGCCGGCCGCGCGAAGCCGCAAGCACCAAGUGUUGUGAACCAUGCUCUGCACUCGUCGGCAAAGAUGAAAACCACUUUAGUACACUAUGUUUAAACUGCGGUCACGUGAGCGCUCAAAUCGAUACGAAGCUGCAUCAAUUCGUUCAAGGACCCAUUUGACAGCAAUGUGAUCUGCCAUGCUUGAUUCACAUGUAACCUCCGAUUAGCACGGUUGGCUACAUACGGUGCGAAAGAAGUUCAACAUACAUACGCACGUACAUACGCGAGGAUAAGGAACUGCUGAGAAACAGUACGCAACGCUGCAUUAGAACACGCAGGUUUUGAAUUGUGAUUCUGAAUGCCACCACGCGGAGCUGUCAGAGUUUGUGCUCAUGCCGAGAGUAAAUUGAGUGUGAAGAUGUGAGAGCUCAAGGAGCCGUGCAGGAAGCCUCGGCCGAGUUGUGUUUAUUUGCUCAUAUGCGACGUGCACAUAACCGUCAUGAGACGUACUUCAUAGUCUUAAUUUUUUCGGUAAAGUCACGUAGGUAAAAAAUGAAUUUUAAAUUAAUAAUUUAUUUUAUUUG
Molecule: messenger RNA, 4901 nt
Organism: Lethenteron reissneri (Far Eastern brook lamprey)
Lineage: Eukaryota; Metazoa; Chordata; Hyperoartia; Petromyzontiformes; Petromyzontidae
Product: attractin-like protein 1
Cellular component (GO): Golgi apparatus
Molecular function (GO): protein binding
Source: RefSeq, a predicted model, not a curated record